Messenger RNA from Funneliformis geosporum, 405 nucleotides. NCBI's taxonomy places the organism in Eukaryota, Fungi, Glomeromycota, Glomeromycetes, Glomerales, Glomeraceae. The record is from the annotation of a GenBank genome assembly.
AUGAUAUCUUAUACUAAAUAUCAAUUUAAAAAUAGCGGUUCAGAUUUCUUCUAUUCCUCUGUAGGGCUUUAUCAUAUUCAUAAUUCAAAUUUUAUUCAUCGAGAUUUACAUAGCGGUAAUAUACUUUAUAGUAAACUUUAUAGCAAACAUCCUGCGGUAAUAAGCGAUUUAGGAAUAAGUAAAUCUUCAACUGAAUCAACAGAUAAUGAUAAUAUAUAUGGAAUUAUUCCUUAUAUUGCUCCUGAGAUUUUUUUAGGACAAGAGUAUACUACAGCUGCAGAUAUAUAUAGUUUUGGUAUGAUAAUGUGGGAGUUAUUGACGGGUAGAAAGCCAUUUUGGGAUCAAGAUUAUGAUGCAGAUCUUAUUAUUAAAAUAUGUGAUGAUAUUCGUCACGAAUGCACCUGA